UUACGUGCUCCUGGAAUUCACACAAUUGGGGUGCAGUAAUUUAUUGCUAGAAGCUUGAGGGCUUUACAUGUUGCGUUCGCCAUAAACAGAUCGGUAAUUGAAUUCCUACGAUCGAGAAGCAAGAGAAAAGACGUUAUUAAUUUUAUUUAUCAGUGCACGUCAUUUUGUCAUGUAACCAUCAUAUGGUAGUCACGAGAGGGCCGCGAUGUAGUGCUGUUUUUUUGUGUAUCUAUAAUCUAUCGGAGGAAUAACUGGAUAUGGCCACAGUCGUGGAGAACCCAUCAAAUGACACUUCAAAAAAAGACAAAGUGAUAUUAGCCAAAAAAAGGAGAGAAGAGAGAGAGAAGGUUCAAGAGUCUCGGGUGCAGGAGGUCUGGGAGAAGGAACAGCGGGCCCAGCGCCAGUAUGAACGCUCAAUGGAGGAGCGAGGGAGGCGUCUGGAGGCACAGCGCCAGCGGGAGGAGCAGCGCCGAGUGGCUGUGGAGGAGAAAAGGAGGAGACGUGUGGAGGAAGAGAAGGAACGGCUGGAGGCAUUGAUGCGUCGCUCAGUAGAACGCAGCCCACAGCUGGAGCAGAGGCCCAAGCGCUGGACCUGGGGAGCCUCCGAAGGCGAUCCCAAGAUUGCCCCGCCUUCUCCUGCUACUUCCGCUGUCCUAACCAAUGACCCUGCUGCUCUCACUCCUGCCAGCCAAUCCCAGACCGACUUUAUGAUUCUGUCCGAUUCUCCUGACUCUGACCUGAUCAAGAGCCUCUCUGCAGCCCUCAGCCACACUGCAGAGAGAGGCUCCCCUAGUCUCCACAAGUCCCCCUACAAGGCCUCCAGUGGGCAGGCUGAGCGUGCGAAGACUAGCACAGCAUCCAGCGGUCAACUUGAUGAGAGUCUAAGAGCCAACCCAGCCCCCGAGACACCCCAGACAGAGAAGGCAGGUGGAGAGAGAGGAUUCACUCAUGUCUUUAUCGACUCCACCGUGAAGAGAACCGAAGCUAUUAUCACACCCACCAAGAGUUCCACUGCUCGCAAGAACCAAAGCACACCAAAAAGGUCUAAGUCAUGUAAGAGUCGUAUCCAGUCUCCCUGCUCCCCGGGGCAGUACCCCACAUCCCCCAUGAGACACAGAGCCACCACCCCCAGUGCAGACAACAACAGGAGGUGGGAUGGAGAAGAGAAAGGUGGCGAGAAUAAAGCCUACAGCACUCUGGAGCGGAAGACCUCAAAGACAGAGAAAAUCCCCAAAUCUGUAAGCAAAGAACUUGGCUAUAAUGGAGAGUCCCCAGUGACCCCCACAGGUAAAGCUGGCACCGCGGAUGCUGAGGAGGCCUCCCGGCUGCUGGCUGAGAGACGUCGCCUAGCCAGAGUUCAGAAGGAGCAGGAGGAGAAACAGCGGCUGGAGGAGGAAAGGCUCAGGGCCGAGGAGCUCCAGAGGAGACAGGCGGAGGAGCGGGAAAGGCAGGAGCAGGCCGCCCGUGAGGCUGAGGAGGAGCGGCAGAGGCAAGAGGAGGAGCGUAGGAAGAAGGAGGCAGAUGACAGGCGGCAGAAGGAGAGGCGUUUUAGGGAGCUCCAGGAGCAGCUGGAUAGAGAGAGGGAGGAGGCCUUCCUGAGAGUCCAGAGAGAAGCAGAGCGGAAGCAGAGGGAGAGGGAGCAGCUGAAACUGCAGGAGGAGCAAGAGAGACUGCAGAGGAAGAAGCGCAUUGAGGAGAUCAUGAAAAGGACAAGGAAAACUGACACAGAGCCCAAGAAAUAUGAGGUGCACACCGAGGCCGGCUGCCCCGUGACUCACUUGGUCUCAGCAUCUCUUUUGGGACCUAAAGAUGUUGUUCGGAUUAACAGCCUGCCCGUGCGAGAUUCUGAAAGCUCCACCUUUGCUGAAGUGAAGAACUAUGAGUCCCCAGCAUCUGUCACGACUGACUCACCCAUUAUAAACCCAUUGCCACUUGAACCUAAGGUCAUAGCAGCAGAUGACCUUUCUGAUGGUGUCCAAUCCAUGGAUGUUAGUCCGGUCUCCAGAGAUGAGCUGAUCUCCAUCCAGGAAUACUCUCCUGUUAAUGAGGGCUCCCCGAACAGCAUGAGGAACAGCCAGGCCUUAGGUGGUCUCCUAGAUCUGACCAGUGAUGCCCCAUAUCCCAAGGCCCCUGUCGGCGCGGCACUUGGUGACUGCAACAAAAACCUGAUCCCAGGCUUCAGUAUCGCUGCUGCAGACUCAGCCCUCAUCCAGAGCCUUGGGCCAGCCAUGGACAAGCUUAGCAUCUAGUGCACCAGGAUGCAGUUUUAGGAAGCAGUCCUGGGCUUUCUUGCUGAAGAAUGGAUUAAAGUUGGCCUAAAAAAAAAAAAAGACAGUCUGUUGUGCCUCAGUUUUAGCUCCUUCAAGCUUCUCCAUCAGAACCCUGUCUGCAACCUGAAGACUCUGAACAGCGGAAAACAAGCACAGAACCAUGUCAGAAUGUGGUUGACUAAAAACCCUGACCCUCUUACAUGUAGAAUAAAGCUUUGGCUUUCCUUCAUAGGUAUUGCAUUCCAAAAAUAUUUCACUGUAGUAAUUGCCAGGGAAGGCCGCUGUAAUGUUGCAGUCCUAGGGGUCUUUAUAUUCCCGUCAACACUGUAGUGUUUCAAUGAGUGGUACAAAACUUGAGGUUCAUUUCCAAGUGGGCGCUGUUUGUGUAUUUGCUGAGGGGCAAAAUGACCAGCAAAUUAACUAUGUGUAGCUGUGCUUAGAGUCUAUUUGGUGUAACGUGUCAUAUACCUGGGGUUUGCCAACAGUGAGUUCAUCACUCCACAACUUGCACUUCGCAGUCAAAGCAUUGUUAUAAACUGCUCGAUAUCUAUAUAUCAUGCAACUGUUAUCAGAAAAGAUACCAGAUGCUUUUUUUUUGCAAGACUAAAAUGUCCUCAAAUGUUGUGAAAAGCAAUAGAACUCCAAAUACGUUGCAAAUGUGAUAUCUGAUAAUAGCUGUAUAGGAAAGAAAGAAAAAAGAAAGUUACAUUUUCAUUAUCUUGCUAACAUGCUCAGUGGUUUAAACUCAGUGGUUUGUGUUUGCUAUCCUGCUGUGUCCAUCACGUAGUUCACUCUCUACCACACACUCUAGAAAGUGCAAACUAUGCAGACCAGGCAAACCCCAGUAUCUGUAAAUUUUAAACAAUAUGUAAACAAUUACCCGUUUAAUUCAACAUAAUAAUAAAGCAAUGCUACAACUGUA
This is a messenger RNA of Electrophorus electricus (electric eel), 3192 nucleotides long. RefSeq names its product MAP7 domain containing 2b (gene map7d2b). The record is from RefSeq and is a predicted model, not a curated record. Gene Ontology annotation, cellular component: microtubule cytoskeleton. NCBI's taxonomy places the organism in Eukaryota, Metazoa, Chordata, Actinopteri, Gymnotiformes, Gymnotidae. Gene Ontology annotation, biological process: microtubule cytoskeleton organization.